Molecule: messenger RNA, 2073 nt
Organism: Arachis stenosperma
Lineage: Eukaryota; Viridiplantae; Streptophyta; Magnoliopsida; Fabales; Fabaceae
Product: probable alkaline/neutral invertase B
Exons: 5
Coding region: 189-1904 (571 amino acids)
Biological process (GO): sucrose catabolic process
Molecular function (GO): endo-alpha-N-acetylgalactosaminidase activity; sucrose alpha-glucosidase activity
Source: RefSeq, a predicted model, not a curated record
UUUUUCUUCGCUUCACGUUCUUCUUCUUUCUCUUUCGUUGCUCUAUCUGUGACUCAUCAACACUAUUCCCCUCCCUUCUCAGUUCUCACGCAAAGAAAAAUCUCUCUCUCUCUCUCUCUCUCUCUAGCUUGUGGUACUGCUGGAAAUUUGGCAGUAGUGCUACUAGCUACUUGUCACUAGGAUCGAAGAUGGCUUCCUAUCAGAUGGAGUGGUCUCAAUCUCGGAAUCUGAGUGUAAGAAGUCCAGAUGCACUGUGUAGUGUGGCAGAAAUUGACGAAUUUGAUUUCUCAAAAGCAUUAGUAGAGAGGCCAAGGUCGUUGAACAUAGAGAGGCAGAGAUCAGCAGAUGAAAGAUCAAUGAGUGAACUAUCUGUAGGGUUUUCUCCACGUCCGUCCUCAACUAAAAAUGAUAACUCUUCUCGCGCAGGAGACACUUUUGAUUCUGCUUUUUCUCCUCUACAAAAAUCAGGCAUCCCAAGAUCACUCAUAUUGGAUCCACAUCCAAUAAUAAAUGAAGGAUGGGAAGCUCUGAGGCGUUCCUUGGUCUAUUUUCGCGGCCAGCCGGUUGGUACAAUUGCUGCCUUGGACAAUUCUGAUGAGAAACUAAAUUAUGAUCAGGUCUUUGUUAGGGACUUUGUCCCGAGUGCUCUGGCUUUUCUGAUGCACGGGGAACCAGACAUUGUUAAGAAUUUCAUCUUGAAGACACUUCGUCUUCAGUCAUGGGAGAAGAAGAUUGAUAGGUUCCAGCUAGCAGAAGGGGUGAUGCCAGCUAGUUUUAAAGUAUUCCAUGACCCUGUCAGGAACCAUGAGACUCUCAUAGCGGAUUUCGGAGAGAGUGCAAUAGGCAGGGUUGCUCCUGUUGAUUCUGGAUUUUGGUGGAUUAUAUUACUUCGUGCAUACACAAAGGCUACAGGAGACUCUUCCUUGGCUGAACGUCCUGAAUGUCAAAAGGGUAUGCGCUUGAUUCUCAGUUUAUGUCUUUCGGAGGGGUUUGACACAUUUCCAACUCUGCUAUGUGCUGAUGGAUGCUGUAUGAUUGAUCGUAGAAUGGGUGUUUAUGGUUAUCCCAUUGAAAUUCAAGCACUAUUCUUCAUGGCUUUAAGAUGUGCAUUGCAAUUACUUAAGCAAGAUCCUGAAGGGAAAGAGUUCAUGGAACGCAUUGUAAAACGCUUGCAUGCCUUAAGCUAUCAUCUUAGAAGCUACUUUUGGUUGGAUUUGAAGCAACUUAAUGAUGUCUAUCGCUUCAAAACAGAAGAGUACUCGCAUACCGCAGUGAAUAAGUUCAAUGUGAUUCCUGAUUCUCUACCAGAUUGGGUUUUUGACUUCAUGCCUCAUCAUGGUGGAUACUUCAUUGGCAAUGUGAGUCCAGCUAGGAUGGAUUUCCGAUGGUUCUGCCUUGGAAACUGCAUUGCCAUAUUGUCCUGCUUGGCAACUCCGGAGCAAUCCGUUGCGAUCAUGGAUCUCAUUGAAUCACGGUGGCAGGAAUUGGUUGGGGAGAUGCCUGUCAAAGUUUGUUAUCCAGCCAUUGAAAGCCAUGAAUGGAAGAUCAUAACAGGAUGCGACCCAAAGAAUACUAGAUGGAGUUACCACAAUGGUGGAUCUUGGCCAGUUCUUUUGUGGCUUCUCGCCGCAGCCUCCAUCAAAACAGGGCGACCUCAAAUCGCAAGACACGCCCUUGAGAUUGCGGAGACCAGGUUGCUGAAGGACAAUUGGCCGGAAUAUUAUGAUGGGACACAAGGUAGAUACAUUGGGAAGCAAGCUCGCAAAUGUCAAACAUGGUCCAUUGCUGGCUACUUGGUGGCUAGGAUGAUGCUGGAUGACCCAUCCCAUUUGGGUAUCGUUGCAUUGGAAGAAGACAAACAUCUAAAGCCUUUGCUCAAGAGAUCAAAUUCUUGGAACUUGUGAACUCUUUCUUGUCUUUGAUUGAUCAAUUUUGUCCACCUUAUGAUAGAGACUAAGACCGACAUGAUGCUCAGUAAUCCUUGUUUACCGUAUAUGUAGUUAGACGCAAUAGUCAGUUAGUUACAAGUUAAAUUGAGAGUAAGCUGAUGAACAUGGAAUGUAACUUCGUCAU